AUGGAUGUUUCCCAGAUGAACAACAUGAUUGGAGUUGGUAUUUCACCUCCCCAAGUUUAUGCAUCAUUUGCUGGUGAAGCGGGUGGGUAUCUGAAUGUAAAUUUUAAUCAGCGGAACAUGUACAAUGUAUUGGAUAAGGAGAGGAGAAACCAGUUGCCUGAUGCAAGAGGUGCAUUUGGCUAUCUGCGUACUUUGCGAAGCACAGAUCCAGACAUACAAAACAAAUAUAGUUGCCCACUUGUGGUAUUGUCUGGAGUCAACCAUCAUAACAGGACCAUUGUGUUUGGCACAGCAAUUGUAUCUGAUGAGAAAGAAGAAACCUAUGUAUGGCUGCUGGAAAAAUUUGUGGAUGCAAUGAAAGGCAAAGCUCCUGUAUCUGUCAUUACUGAUGGAUGCAAGUCCAUGAGGAAUGCGAUUAGAAGAGUAUUCCCCGAUGCCCACCAUAGGUUGUGUGCGUGGCAUUUAUUGGAGAACGCAGGAAGGAAUGUGAAGAAGCCCAAAUUCGUAGAAAUGUUUAAAAGAUGCAUGUUGGGUGACUAUGAGGUGGCUGGGUUUGAAGAUAGGUGGGAAAAGAUGGUGAUAGAAUUUGAAGUUCAAGAUGAACCAUGGGUGAAGGAGACGUAUGAGAAGAAGGAAAUGUGGGCUUCUGCAUACAUGCGCGGUCAGUUUUUUGGUGGUUUUAGGACCACCUCGCGAGUUGAAGGCUUGCAUGCUCAGCUCGGUAGAUAUGUGAAUUAUAAAAAUAAUUUGUGUAAUUUCUUGAAGAACUUUCAUAGGUGCAUGACCUACUUUAGGUUCAAGGAGGUUGAAGAUGACUUUAAUUCAACACAUGGGGAACAAGUGUUGUUGACAUCUCUAAAAGCACUGGAGAGGUCCGCAUCAAAGAUCUACACGCGUAACAUAUUUCUUCGUUUUAGGGCUAUUCUUCAAAGGGCUUCAACUUGGAGGGUUUUUGGGUUCAAGAGAACAGCAAUGUGUGUUAUCUACUUUGUGAAGCAUUACCCCUCAACUGGAAGGAAUUGGCAAGUUACUUAUUAUGAACCUACUAGUGAGUUAAAGUGCAGCUGUGAGAGAAUGGAGUCAGUAGGCCUUCCUUGUGAUCACAUUGUUUCUGUGAUGGUGCACAUAGAUAUGGUUGAGAUUCCUAAAUCCCUUGUUCUUGCUAGGUGGACUAUUAAUGCUAAGGAAUCUAUUGAGGGCUUUGGAGAAACUGAAAUGAAUGAAUGGGAUCAACUAACAGUCUGUCGAUAUUCUGCAUUGCUUGCAAGUUGUAGAAACCUGUGCAAACUUGCUUGUCGCACAAGUGCACAAUUUCUAGAGACCAAAUCACUUGUAUUUGAGCACUGUAAAAGACUGAGCAGUAAUUCACAGGUUGACGUGACAGCUGGAGAUGGUGCUGCUGACCAUGGUGCAACAGUUGAUGAGGGACAGGGUGAGGAAGGUGAAGAGAGGCACAUUAGGAAUCCUGAUGUUGUCAGAUCUAAAGGAUGUGGGGCCAUUAUCUCUCAACGGUCAAUGAAAGGUAAGCGUACUCUUCGCUGUGGUAUCUGUGGCAAGCCAGGACACAACCGCACAACAUGCACACGUAGAGAUGGCCAAACGUCUACUCAACUAGGAACUCAACAAGGAACUUAG
Lotus japonicus is the source of this 1635-nucleotide messenger RNA. Its product is annotated as protein FAR1-RELATED SEQUENCE 5-like. NCBI's taxonomy places the organism in Eukaryota, Viridiplantae, Streptophyta, Magnoliopsida, Fabales, Fabaceae. The transcript has 2 exons. Gene Ontology annotation, molecular function: zinc ion binding. The record is from RefSeq and is a predicted model, not a curated record. Bases 1 to 1635 code for a protein of 544 amino acids. Gene Ontology annotation, biological process: regulation of DNA-templated transcription.